Messenger RNA from Erigeron canadensis, 565 nucleotides. Its product is annotated as microsomal glutathione S-transferase 3-like. Gene Ontology annotation, molecular function: glutathione transferase activity; glutathione peroxidase activity. Bases 1 to 471 code for a protein of 156 amino acids. Gene Ontology annotation, cellular component: nuclear envelope; membrane; endoplasmic reticulum. The transcript has 4 exons. The record is from RefSeq and is a predicted model, not a curated record. Lineage: Eukaryota; Viridiplantae; Streptophyta; Magnoliopsida; Asterales; Asteraceae.
AUGCUCGGAAUAGUUGACGUUUUGCCUAAUGAAUACGGUUACGUUAUUCUCACGAUUGUUGCUUACUGCUUGUUCAAUGGCUAUAUGCAGAUUCUAGUUUUGCGUGCCCGGAAGAAGUAUAAUGUGCCGUAUCCUAUAAUGUAUGCCACCGAAACUGAUGGCAAGGAUUACAAAAUCUUCAACUGUGUUCAGAGAGGGCAUCAAAAUUCGUUAGAAGCUCUGCCGAUUUUCUUUACACUGAUGAUUUUGGGAGGGCUAAAGCAUCCAGUAGCAUGUUCUGUAUUCGGAGUAGCAUAUAUAAUUAGCCGGUACUUCUACUUCACUGGAUAUGCCUCCGGUGAUCCGAAGGGACGCCUUCCUAUUGGGAAAUAUAAUAAUCUUGCAAUCCUGGGGCUUGUGAUUGUUAAUAUUUGGUUCGGGAUUAGUCUUCUCGUGACAUAUAAAGUGGCCGUAUCUUUUACACAUGUAUAAGUUGCUCUUUGAACUACACUUCUGUCUUUUCGUUCUCAUAUCUUGGUAAAUUGGAAUACCUAGAAUCAUAAUUCGUGCAUUGCAACGGAGAUUA